CCGUGCGCGAGCUCGACCCAGUUUGAAAGUGAACCAACGGCUCCAGUCGCAGCUCCGACCAGCAACAACAACAAGACGCCGUGAACCCGAACCCGAAACCCUGAACCCCGAGCCUGCAGCCGGCCCCCCGACGAGCCGUCAGUAUGAUGCGUAAAGACCACAACAAGCCGAAGGGGAAGACGUCGGCGUAUGCCUUCUUUGUCCAGACGUGUCGAGAGGAACACCGGAAGAAGAACCCCGAGCAGUCGGUCAACUUCGCCGAGUUCUCCAAGAAGUGCUCUGAGAGAUGGAAGGCUCUGUCUCCCAGUGAUAAGAAGUGUUUUGAGGACAUGGCGAAAGCCGACAAGGUUCGUUACAACAGGGAGAUGAAGGACUACGUCCCCCCCAAGGGCUUCGGCAAGAGGGGCCGCAAGAGGAAAGACCCCAACGCCCCCAAACGGCCCCCGUCUGCGUUCUUCGUGUUCUGCAGUGAGUACCGUCCCAGCGUGAAGCAGCAGUACCCGGGCCUGUCUAUAGGCGACUGUGCCAAGAAGCUGGGCGAGAUGUGGAGCAAGCUGUCCCAGGCCGACAAGCAGCCCUACGAGGAGAAGGCCCAGAAGCUCCGCGAGAAGUACGACCAGGAGAUGGUGGCGUACCGCGGCGGCGGGACGUUUGCCAGAGGCCCCGGCUCCUCGGCCCAGGGAGGAGAGGAGGAGGAGGAGGAGGAGGGCGAGGAUGAAGACGACGACGAAGAUGACGACGAGUAGAAACACCAAGCCUGAGGCUGACUGUGUGUGUGUGUGUGUGUGUGUGUGUGUGUGUGUGUGUGUGUGUGUCAGAGUGUCAGAGUGACCCUGGUGCUCUCAGCAGACGGGCCUGGCAGCAGGUCAGAGGUCAGUGGGGCGGGGCUUGUACCUGCUGCAGGUGAAGGAGCAGCUGUGACUGAGUCAAACAGGAAGCAGAUGUGAGGAGUUUCUUGUUUUUGUUUUUCUGUGCGCUUACAAACAAACAUCUUGACGAACCUGUGCAGGUGAGUGGAGAGUGGGCGGAGCUUCAAUCUGCUCUGGUUCUCACCUCCUCCCUGCUCACGACCUUUUCAGCUCAGAACCUUCUGGGCCGCGUGUGCCCUGAGGGGGCGGGGCUUCAGGAGUGGGAGGAGCUUCCAGAGGGUAGGGUGAAGUGUCAAAGGUCAUGUAGUGUCACAGGUUCCAGGCCCCGCCUACAACUCCACCCUCUGCCUGUCUGUCUGCUGAGAGAGAGACAAGUCACCCUGAACACACACCUGACUGACUGAAACAGAGUGUGUGUGUGUGUGUGUGUGUGUGUGUGUGUGUGUGUGGGGGACAGAGACAGUGUAAAGAGUGUGAUGCCUUUCAGUAAAGUGUGUGUGUGUGUGUGUGUAUGUGUGUACAUGCGUGUGUGUGCGUGGUGUGUGUGUGUGUGUGUGUGUGUGUGUGUGUGUUAGUGCAGAAGUCAUCAGAUAUGUAAAACUGUCUGGCCAACAAGACCAGAGGAUAGUAGAGUAAAACCCCUCCCCUCCCACUGUUACCAUGGAAACCUCUGCACCCCCGCUCCCCAGUGUACCUCCCUCCCUCCCCCCACCAAGCCAGCAGAAUUCUGAUUGGUGGAUCCAGUAUCAGUCAAAUACUACGGCAGUACUACUGUGCUGUAGUACCAGUGCAGUAGUACUGCAGUAGUACUGUGGUACUGAUGCUCCAGCACUCAGAGCUCUGCCUGCUGCUCUUCAUCAUCAUCAUCAUCGUCAUGUUCUUGUUUUUUAUUUUCUUACUUGAGAGUUUCUGUUCCAAGUUUCACUGUCAGAGUAGAGACGUUCAACUUUUAUAAUAAAACAACGACUGAGAAAACACAA
Myripristis murdjan (pinecone soldierfish) is the source of this 1849-nucleotide messenger RNA. RefSeq names its product high mobility group box 2b (gene hmgb2b). The transcript has 5 exons. The coding region runs from base 144 to 746 and encodes 200 amino acids. Gene Ontology annotation, biological process: regulation of transcription by RNA polymerase II. Lineage: Eukaryota; Metazoa; Chordata; Actinopteri; Holocentriformes; Holocentridae. The record is from RefSeq and is a predicted model, not a curated record.